This is a messenger RNA of Trichobilharzia szidati, 7177 nucleotides long. The record is from the annotation of a GenBank genome assembly. NCBI's taxonomy places the organism in Eukaryota, Metazoa, Platyhelminthes, Trematoda, Strigeidida, Schistosomatidae.
UGAAUAUUAAACGUGUCUUAUGCAUUUGAUGGUAUUCUAUGGUUGUGCCCAGUAUUCUUUAUUCAUUUUUACUUUAUUUUGUGCACACCCGGUAUUAACAAGUGUUUGUACGGAUCAGCCAUCAAGAUUUGGUAAGAAUUGUUCUUACGAGUGUCACUGUUUGGAGGAUGCUUGUGAUUCAACAACUGAUGGCGUCGGAUGUAAAUUUGGGCCUUGCAGUCCUGGCUUCGUGGGAUUUCCUGCUUGUCAAGAUGUAUGUCCCCCUGGAAAUUAUGGUCUAAAUUGUACAUUAAAGUGCAAUUGUGAACCACGAAACGUAUGUAAUCCUAUUAAUGGUGUAUGCACAGAAGGAAACAAAUGCAAUAGACGCUAUUAUGGAGCUGCGUGCAUUCAUGAACGAACGAGAAUGAUUAUUCCACCCACUGUUCACAGUGACUGUGAGAGUCUUCAUAUUGUUUGGCCGGAGUUUAAUGAAUCUUACUAUGUCGGAUCAUCAAAUAUUGUUAAGUACACGAUUCUUUUUAGAACGACGUCGUCAAAUCUCUCAGCUUACCAGUCAGUCGAUCGGACUAUGCUCUCUCGAAACGAUUAUGACGUGCGAUUUUUCCAUGACAACUUAUCUGUUCCAUUUUCUUUCUCAAUCAGAGCAGACUUUAUGGUAAUUAUGUCAAGUGAUGAAUAUCUUGAGGAAGGUGUUCCAAGCCCCGAGUCGAAUCCUCUGGAGAUCAAAUGUGGUGCUCUAUCCAAUGUGUCUGUUGUAUCAAAUAAAAAUUCUGUGGAAGUAUUUUGGGAUGGACAUGAUAAUCCUGCGGUUGUAAAGGUCUACAUACAUUUCACAUUGAUUGCUAUAGGAGAUUGUCUCAUUUUGCCACAAUCAAAUUAUAUAAAUUACACCAAGACAGUUAAUAUUGAUACCAGAAAGACUGUGAUGCAGUUGGACUACUGGCGACGUUAUUCCGUAACAGUUUACGGCCUAACAUCUCACGAUAUUGCCACUGCACCGUCAACCACCACUAUUAUAACACAGUUUGAGAAUCCGAAAGGCCCACCAAUGAAUUUACGUCAGUUAUCUCAAUCAAAUCAAUCUAUAAAUGUAACUUGGGACUAUCCUUUAUGCUCUCAACGUGGUGGUCCUUUUGAAGCGUAUGUUGUUAAUAUUUCAACAUUAUCAUCUACUACUUUGCCAACUAUACUAAGUAAUCCACAAAAUAUCCCUCCUAUUCAGAUUAUCGGUCUUGUGCCUCAGAUUUUAUACACAAUACAGGUGGCUUACAAAAAUGCUAUGGGUGUCGGACCUGCAGCUCAAAUAAACAUAUCUCUCAACAGAUCAGUAUCAAGUCAACCAACUUCAUUUCGUGUACAAUAUUGUGGCCUGAAUUCAUGUCGUUUAAGCUGGACACCUCCUGUUGAGGGUUAUGAAUGGAGUGCUUUACUGAACUAUAACAUCCUUUAUUGGAAACAGUCGGCACCAAGUUUAGUUAAAAAAGUCACAGUUCCACCAAGUGCUCAAGAAUACCUACUGUCAGAAUUGGAUAGUGGGACUGUUUAUUAUGCAAGCAUUCAAAGUGUAUUUGAUUUUGGUAAUGGCAGUUCUGAGACAAUAAGAUUUCGUACAUUAAGUCAAUUCGAUAUUCGUCUAGUAAAUCGUUCAUAUUCAGGAAUUACAGUUGAAUGGUAUUUCAGUUCAAUGCCGUAUACAUUCAUUAUAUCUGUAGAACUAUUGGAAACACUGCUUCCAGUCAAUCCUUCAUUUUCAAAACAAACUUUCAGUCAUACAGGUAGUGGAAUUCUUCGGUAUACACUUUCCACUUUACCUGCUAGUUCUCGGUUUAGGAUAAUUGUAAAUCCAAUUGACGAGAUCGGUGUAUCAAUGGGUUCAUCUUUUUUAACUGCUUGGACAAGCCCUGCUCCAUUUGCAAACUCAAGAGCUUUAAGAAUUGGACAGAUAACUGCAAUAUUAAACGGUUCAUCUAUGGUCAGUGUAAUAUUUCCAACAGUUACAGGCUAUGAAGGUGGUCCACUGAAUGGUUUUUAUAUAGUUGUUGAGAAAAAUUCAAAUACUAAUCGUGUACGACGUUCAGUUUUGGAUCGUACACAGCUUGGAUUGUCAAACAAUGCUAAUAUUGUUUAUUAUUCUAAUACAUUCCCAUUAGAAAAUAUUGUAGUAGGUUCUGGCAAUGUUAUAGAUGGUUCCAAACUAUACAACAAUUUAUCUACUAUACCAGGUUACAAUAAUCCUCCAUUAGAGACAAAUACCAGUUAUACAGUAUCUGCAUUUAUUCAAAGUGAAGUGGAUGGUACAAGUGAAUUUAUUGAAGCUGGUUAUGUAACAUUUUUAACUGGUGUUGAUGCUAUAAUUACCGGUGCAUCUUCUCCUCUAAUAAACAAUCAAGUAGAAUCUAAUUUACUUGGAAUAAUUUUGGGUAUUUUAUUGGCUCUCGUUAUCUUAGCACUGAUAGCAUUCCUUAUCUACUAUUUUUGUCGUAAACGAUAUCAGUCUGGUCAGUAUGUAUUCGAAAGGUAUCCAAGAGAUGCGAAAUUAACUGUUAAAGAAAAGUCACAUUUAUUGCCUUAUUCUUAUGCAUGGUGGAGUAUACCAGAAGAUACACGUGAACCUCGUUAUCUGAUUAUUGAUCCAGAACAUGGACCUGCGCAUACUUUAAUUGGAACCUGGCCGAUAAAUGAGAUAUUAGCUACAUUUUCGCGUGAAUAUUCAAGCAUCCCAUCAGGUUCAAGAUAUUCUCAAUCUGUUGGUAAUUUAAAGAAUAAUCUAUCAAAAAAUCGUAGUCAAACAAUUCUACCUUAUGAUCAUAAUCGUGUCUCAUUGAAUCGUCCAACUAAUUCCAAAGAAACUGAUUAUAUUAAUGCAAGUUUUAUUGAUGGUUAUAUGCGUAGACGUGCGUAUAUAGCAGCCCAGAGUCCAUUUGAUAUGUAUACAGCACAUGAUUUUUGGUUGAUGAUAUUUCAACGUAAUAUUGCACAAAUUGUUAUGUUAACUAAUCUUGUUGAAGAUUCCACAUUGAAAUGUUGUCAAUACUGGCCUGAAAUGCCUGGUCGAAGUGGCAGUAGUCAAACAGAUUCCAAGUCUUCUAAAUCUCAGCAGUAUGGAAAUAUUAUUGUAGAAAUUAUUGAUCGUAUUGAUUAUGCUCAUUUCACUGUAAGAUAUUUUAAUAUCACUGAGGUAUCAUUGAAUGUAAGUCAACGUGUUAUGCAAUAUCAAUUUCAUAGUUGGAUUACACCUGAUCGUAAAGUUCCAGCCUGUUAUGUGAAUGGUGAUUGUACACUAGACAACGAUAGAAGAAAUCAGUCAUUACCAGAUUGUGGUGAUGAUUUAUCACAAGAUUCACAAGGUGUUUUUUGUCGUACAUCAAUUUUUGGAACAAUAUUUGAUCGAUUAAAUUUUAUUGAAUUUUAUUAUCGUGUUAAAACUGCAAGUCGUCCUGAAGAUGGUCCAGUUCUUGUGCAUUGUGCUACAGGUUUAUCACGUACUGGACUUUAUAUUGCCUUUGAUUCAUUACUUCAACAAGCUGCACAUGAACAUGUUAUUAAUGUGCCUAAAUUUUGUUCUGCAUUAUGUAAAGCUAGAUCGAAUAUGCUACGUUCAAUGCGACAAUUCACUUUAUUGUAUGAUUUACUUUUUGAAGCUAUAUUAGCUGGUCAUUGUAUUGUUGAUUUAGAUUUGCAUAGUACUUAUCGUAUGUUAUGUCACAAAAAUGAGAAAACUAAUCGAACCUAUUUAUGGGAACAAUGGUCUGUAUUACAUUUGUAUACAUCAUUACCUGAUCCUGAUACAGAAUUACGAGUUGCUUUAAAUUCUGUAAAUUUACACAAAAAUCGUUAUCCCAAGGAUUUUGACUUACUUCCACCGGAUCAUUGUCGUGUAUGCCUACGAUGCACAUCCACUAGUGGUUUAUCAUCUACCUCAAAUUACAUUAAUGCUUUCUAUUUGGAUGGUGCAGGUCUACGUGAUGACAUAAUUUUAACGCAAACUCCUUUAAUAAAUACAGUGAAUGAUUUUUGGUGUAUGGUUGAAGAAGAGAAGGUUUCGUGCAUUAUCGAUAUGGAGCCGUUCUCUUAUGGUGUUGAAGAUGCUGUUCGUUAUUGGCCACUUCGUCCAGGUGAAAAUGAAACACUUCCAAUGUUUGAAGGUUCAUCAGACGAAGAAUUAGAUCAAAUUGACAUGCAUUAUGAUUAUACUGAGACACUACCUCUUCGACGUGGACCAUGGUUAGAUUUUUGUGAUGGAUUAAUUCAAAUUUGUCAACUUGGUUCAUUAAUUCCAGUUCGUCUUGAUACAGCCUCUCCAAAACAUAAUUCCAAUGGUGAAAUAUACAAAAGACGUUUACUUAUACGUAAAUGUGAAGUUAAUCGUUCAAAACAAUUUAAUUAUGAAAAGUUAAGCAAUGAAAAGUCAAAACCCCGUGAAGUUAUUAUAUUCCAUUUUACCGGUGGAUGGAACGCCAAAUUGAAUGUGCCUGAUUCACGUAUCUCUAUUGUUUGUCUAUUAGAAAAAGUUCGCUUAGAACGUGGUACAGGUCCAUUGGUUAUACAUUGUUUAGAUGGAGCUACUCGAAGUGGCCUACUAGCUGCUUGUUAUCUUUUAGCUGAACGUAUGACAAGAGAUCAUUAUAUUGAUUUGUUUCAUGUCCUGAAAAUGAUUAAAAUGCGUAGAAAAGCUGUUUUAGCAUCUCCUGAUCAACUACGUUUUGUCUAUCGUUUCUUAAUUCAAUGGAUAAAACGUACACUGGCUGAACCAUUAGCUAAUUGGACUACACGACAAUCAGGUAGAAUAAAUUUAUCAUCAUCAUCAUCAUUUUCUACUGGAGAUUGGAAACAAUGGCAAUGGCCACAACUUGUUGGUCAUUUACCACCAGAUUCACGCGUUGGUAUAUUUUCACACUCUCAGCUACCAGCAUUAGGCGCUGAUCAAUCCGGUACAACAUUGAGUUUGGAUAAAUCUAUUCGAUCGAAUCAACUUGUAUUGGAUACAAGUAAUAGUAAUCGUCUUGGUAGUGGUGGUGGUGUUGGUGUUGGUGGCGGUGAUACACAAUCAAUACAUACUGGUGAGGAGGACUGUAACAGCACAACAGUAUAUACGCCUAGAAAACUAAUAUCAUCGAUAUUAUAUCAUUAUUUUGAUGAUGAAUUAGGAGCUAGUCAAAAUACGGGUUAUCAUAAAAAGAAUACAAAUAAUUCUAAACCACAACAAUCAUCAAACAUAAUGGUUGGUAAUCAUAAUAAUUCUUAUUAUUCUUCAUAUUAAUUAACAAUAGAUCAUUUUUUAUUGUUCUAGAAAGGUUAUGCGUGUGUGUAUGCACAGCUCUUCUGAAAUCACUCCUGUUCUUGUCAUGAAUAAAUACUCUUGUAUAUGCUUUCUCUCUCCUUUUCUAUACAACUUCACUGUAUUUGAAAUCUGUCUCAUUCAGGAUGUUGCCUUAUACGUUAUUGUAUAUCAAUUUGGCAUUUAUCUUCUUUGCUGCAUCAUUUUAUCGCUUCCAUUUAUUGUAGAUCGUUUUUACAGCUUAUCCAUAAAUCGACCCCCUCUAUGCAUAUACACACUCAUUUUAUGUCCUUUUAUAUUAAGGCUAAACAGACUGGUGAAUUCUAUAAGUAAGUAUUUGUAUUUUUAUUAUAAGGGAAGUGAACAUUUUAUUAUAAAAUCCUGAAUAUAUAUACAUAAAACUUGUACUUAAUUCAUAAGUUUUUCUAUUUUUGGAGUGAACACAACAAUAAGGUGGUCAGUCUAGAUUUUAUACAGCAAGUUUUUUAUUUCACUAUGUGUGUGUUUGUGUGUGUGUGCAGGAGAGAGGCAAAUACAGAGAAAGAACUUCUAUCCCACUUAUGGAUCUCCCCUCUGAUAAAUCUACUUAGACAACAACAUACAAUGUAAGUGGUAUUGAGUGAGUAUUAGUGUUAUCAUUCAAUCUUGCGUAUUUUCCUAAUACAACAGUUGUGUAGCGUAGACAGGAGAGAUUUUGUUUAAAUUGAUUUUUUUUAGUGGUGAGGGAAAAUUGAAAGAUAGAGAGGAGAGCAUUUGAUUUUUUUGUUUUGAAAAAGAGCUGCCUUCCUUUAUUCGUUGCAUUUCACGUAGAAUUUUAUUUAUGCAUUAAUCAAUGAUUAUAAGGCUUGGAAUAAAUCUGUAUUAUUAUUAUUAUUACUAUUAUUAUUAAUUGUACUCCUACUAUUAUUGUUCGGCCUUAUUUAGUCAUCAUUAUUAUUGGUAGUAUACCGGUUCUCUGUAAAACCCAUUAAAUUAUCCUCAUUUUAUUGUUUCUCACACGCACACAUGUAGAAUAAAGAUAUUGUCUACUCAUCGAUUUCUAAUAGGAAUCUUCCGCUCUUAUUGCUUAUUGUUAUUAUCACAUUAUAAUUAUUCGAUUGAAUAAAUAUUUUGUUAUUAUUUGCUGCCAGUGAAAUGAUUAAAUGUCUCUAUAGCUACGUUUCCUUUCUUUCUCUGCUGUCCUUAAUCUUCCUGUCUAGAAAUUUUGAUGUAUUCUAUUCAAUUUGAACUUUUCCGGUUGUUUUUUUGAAGACUAUUUCAUAUACACAGUAUUGUAGGCGGUUGAAGAUUGUGGAUAUUAUCAUCAUCUGUCGACGUUUUCUUUUCUCCUUCCCCUGAAUUGUUCUUCUCUUCAUUUACGGAAGAUGUUCUCAUAUUUCUUCAACAUGACAAUAGAAAGUGGGAAUAAAUCUUGUGUGAAGUUGUUGAAGUGUAUGCCUACAUAUAGUGUGUUUGAUGGUACAUAUAUCACAUUCACAUUGUACAAAUAUUUGUUUUUACCUAGAGUAAAGUUGAUUGUCCAUCCUUACGCUUUGUUAUAUAUGUGUCUCCUCAUCCAUUCAUUGUUACAUAGAACAGUAUUAUUGUCAUCGAAUUGUAUUUUGUCACAUUUUUUUGUGUGUGUUGGCACUACCUCUUUGAUGGUAUGUUCUCAGAUUACUUUUUGUGCUUUUAUUCAUCUUACUUCCAUCGUUAUUUACCCUGUCCUAGAGAGUUUAUUUUUUUGUAUAUUUCGCCAUACACAAGCAUGCUGGCAUGCACGCGUUGUCGUCAUACUGGUGACAGUAAUGUUUUCAAGUUAUAUUCUGUUUAGCGGUUUGUUUUUGUGCUUUUUUGGAGAAAAGCUUGAAUAAAUUUUUAAAAAAAUAGAGAAAACCGUUGAUUAAAUUAUUUUUU